UAUUUGAAUAAACCCAUCCCACCAAAAAAAAUCAUUCAGAUUUGAAACGUAUAAUAGAGCUUAGAAAUGUAUAGGUUGAAAUUAUUUUAAAGAACUGUAAAGCGAUGUUGAUAUUAGAAAAAUGGCACAAAUGGGUUUCGAAAAUGUCCUGUUUAUAGCUCAUAAAGAUGAAUUACGCAUAGUUGUAAUUGGAAAGACAGGUUGUGGAAAAAGUAAGACGGCAAAUACUAUUUUGGGGAAAGCUGUAUUCGAUUGCGGAUGUAACGCCCAGUCAAUUACACAAGUUUGCGAAUUAGGGGUGGCAACUAGAUUUGAAAGGAACAUUAUUGUGGUGGACACGCCAGGGGUGUCUAAUACACGUGCAGACAAUGAUAAAAUGCAACUCGAAAUAAAAAAAAGCGUAACAAGGUUUACAGCACCGGGUGCACAUGCCGUCAUCUUUUGUGUGCCAAUUGGGCGAUUUACCCAGGAAGAUAUCGACACUGUCGAUCAUUUUAUUAGCUAUUUCGGUGAAGAAUUAAUUCAGCAUGUUAUAGUCUUGUUUACAUGGUACGAUGAAUUGAAACGUGAAAAUGGCACUACUAUGGAUGACUUUAUAAGCUCUUUAGGUCCAUAUGCCAAAUCUUUUCUUCAAAAGUGCAAUAAUCGCUGGAUAGCAUUCGACAAUACUUUAAAAGGAAAUGAAUCAGAUGAGCAAGUAAACCGACUUAUAAAUAUGAUUGAUGAAAUAGUAAAGAAUAACGGAGGCCAUCAUUAUACCAAUGCUGACUAUGCAAAAGCUGAAAAAGAUCUUCAGGAUAAAAUUGCCGAAAUGAAGAAUUUAAAACAAAUGGAAAUGCUUGAUAUACAAAAAAGGAUACGACAAGAAGCAGAUGCGUUGAUUCGUGAACAAUAUAAAAUACGAGAAAAACAACUUCAGUUUGAAAUGGAAAAUAUUCGCCGUGAAGGUUUGCUCAAACCUUCCAUUUGUGGAAAGUGUGAAGUCUUAUAAUAGACCAACAUUUGCAAACGAACACCAAAGCUAAAAAUUUAAUUGACCUCGAGUUUUGUUUUCACCCGCAGUUAUUGCAUCGACUAUGAUAUCAUCACAAUAUUGUUGAAUAAAUACAUGUUGUGUAUUUACUGUCUUCUGAUUGGUUAAAACUAUUAGUUUUAUUUUCAAUGUUGUAAAAUUUGAUGGCGACACGCCCUCUCUGACGUUGUGUAUUCAUACGCCAACAUGUGUGUACAUUGUUAUU
Molecule: messenger RNA, 1238 nt
Organism: Mytilus trossulus (common blue mussel)
Lineage: Eukaryota; Metazoa; Mollusca; Bivalvia; Mytilida; Mytilidae
Product: GTPase IMAP family member 4-like
Exons: 2
Coding region: 122-991 (289 amino acids)
Molecular function (GO): GTP binding
Source: RefSeq, a predicted model, not a curated record